AUGGUCAUGGGGCCCGUCUUCGCGUUCCGUACGUCAUCACGUCGCGCGACGACGGCGGCGGCAGCGGCGGCGACGACGACGACGACGACGACAACCACGACAACCACGAUUCUGGCGGCUCCGGGACCGGAAGGCGGCGGCGGCGGCUGUUCAGCGCCCACUGAGCCGCCUGCGGGCCCCGCACCCCACCCCACCCCCUCGGGUGGGGGGCCAGCCCUGCUUGGCUGGGUAGGGCGGGGUGCUGAGAAUCCCAGGACCCCUUUUUCAUUGUCUCCAUAUUGCUUGGGGAGAGGCAGUAUGGCUCCCAAAGACAUAAUGACAAAUUCACAUGCCAAGUCCAUCCUCAAUUCAAUGAACUCUCUCCGGAAGAGCAACACCCUCUGUGAUGUUACAUUGAAAGUGGAGCAAAAGGACUUUCCUGCCCACCGGAUUGUGCUGGCUGCGUGUAGCGAUUACUUCUGUGCUAUGUUCACUAGUGAGCUCUCAGAAAAGGGGAAGCCAUAUGUUGAUAUUCAAGGUUUGACUGCCUCCACUAUGGAAAUCCUGUUGGACUUUGUGUACACAGAGACAGUGCAUGUGACGGUGGAGAAUGUACAGGAACUGCUUCCUGCAGCCUGUCUGCUUCAGCUGAAAGGUGUUAAGCAAGCCUGCUGUGAAUUCCUGGAGAGCCAGCUGGACCCAUCCAACUGCCUAGGCAUCAGGGAUUUUGCUGAGACACACAACUGUGUUGACCUGAUGCAGGCAGCUGAAGUCUUCAGUCAGAAGCAUUUUCCUGAAGUGGUACAGCAUGAAGAGUUCAUCCUUCUGAGCCAAGGAGAGGUGGAGAAGCUAAUCAAAUGUGAUGAAAUUCAGGUAGAUUCAGAAGAGCCAGUCUUUGAAGCUGUCAUCAACUGGGUGAAGCAUGCCAAAAAAGAGAGGGAGCAAUCCUUGCCUGACUUGCUACAGUAUGUCCGGAUGCCCCUGCUGACCCCCAGGUACAUCACGGAUGUGAUAGAUGCUGAGCCUUUCAUAAGAUGCAGCUUGCAGUGCAGGGACCUGGUUGAUGAAGCAAAGAAGUUCCACCUGAGGCCAGAACUACGAAGUCAAAUGCAGGGACCCAGAACAAGAGCUCGACUUGGGGCCAAUGAGGUACUUCUGGUGAUCGGGGGGUUCGGCAGCCAGCAGUCCCCCAUCGACGUGGUAGAGAAGUAUGAUCCCAAGACUCAGGAAUGGAGCUUUUUGCCAAGCAUCACUCGAAAGAGGCGUUAUGUGGCCACAGUAUCCCUACAUGACAGAAUCUACGUAAUUGGUGGCUAUGAUGGCCGCUCCCGCCUCAGCUCAGUGGAGUGCCUGGACUACACAGCUGAUGAGGAUGGAGUCUGGUAUUCUGUGGCCCCCAUGAAUGUCCGGCGAGGCCUGGCAGGUGCUACCACUCUGGGAGAUAUGAUCUAUGUCUCUGGUGGCUUUGAUGGGAGCAGGCGGCACACCAGCAUGGAGAGAUAUGACCCAAACAUUGACCAGUGGAGCAUGUUGGGAGAUAUGCAGACAGCGCGGGAAGGUGCUGGACUAGUGGUGGCCAAUGGGGUGAUCUACUGCCUAGGAGGAUAUGAUGGACUGAAUAUCUUGAAUUCAGUUGAAAAAUAUGAUCCCCACACAGGACACUGGACUAAUGUUACACCAAUGGCUACUAAACGCUCAGGUGCAGGAGUAGCACUGCUCAAUGACCAUAUUUAUGUUGUGGGAGGGUUUGAUGGUACUGCACACCUCUCUUCCGUGGAAGCCUAUAAUAUCCGAACUGACUCCUGGACUACAGUUACCAGUAUGACCACCCCACGAUGCUAUGUUGGGGCCACGGUGCUUCGGGGAAGGCUCUAUGCUAUUGCAGGCUAUGAUGGGAACUCCCUACUGAGUAGCAUUGAGUGCUAUGACCCCAUCAUCGACAGCUGGGAAGUGGUGACAUCUAUGGGGACCCAGCGGUGUGAUGCAGGCGUGUGUGUCCUCCGAGAAAAGUGACCAAGGGUGGAGCACCAGCCAAAGCCAUUGACAGUUCAAGGGGCAGGUUGGGGGAGAGCCAAGGAUCCCUUGCAGAAAUUUCUUUCUCACUGUGUGGACGGGGCGAUUACAGGCACCGGUACAGUGAUGGCUAUAAUUAUUUGAACUCCCCUAUGUUGGCACCAGCUCCUGGGAAUGGGUAGUUGACAGAAAUGCACAGGAAAGCACUUUGAGUGACAUGUGAGAGAUCACUAUCUUCUCACUCCUUCGUCCAGGGAGCCUUUUCCUGGUAUUCUCCAGCCUACCUUGUGCUUAAGCAGAUGUUUUGUGUUGUGCCUGAUGUCUCCCAGAAAGCUGAAGUGGGCAUGCCUUCCUGGGUAUUUGAUGUGCCCAGCCUAGUUCACAGGGUGCCAACUUGAUUUAACAUUGGUUAAGUCCAAGCCUUUUUUCUAAGAAAAAAGUCUAUUUUAGUGUGCACUGGUAACUGGGGACAGCAGAACUCUUAAGUUUCAUUCCAUAGGACACUAUCAGCCUCAAAGAAACCAAAGGUUUCCUAUCAAAACCUACAGGCUGGAGGACUGGGAGAUCAUCAGACACCCUAGGGACAGGAGUGCCACUGAAAUGAGUGAGGGUAAUUGAAAGGAAUCCAACUUAAUAUAGAGUGUGACUGGACUUGGAACACUCAUUUUAUCCUGGAUGAAUAAGGUGGUGUACUCAUUCAGAGAUCCUUCUCCCCUGUUGCGUGCAACGUAGAGCUUUGUUUCUCUUGAUGUUGGAGACUAACAUCUGGAGGAAACAAAAUGAAGCAAACCAAUGAAUGUCAUCACUGUGGAAGUGGAACGUUCUAGGGGAAGACCAGUGAUUUUUGCCAUCAAUUCAUAUGCUAUUUGUCUAUAUCAAGCCCCAUCUCAUCAUGGCAAGGUUUGCCUGGAAUGGAUAGAGCCUUGUUUUCAGCAGGGCUCAUCCCUCAGGGUGGUUCUUGCUGCUGCUCAGUUUUAUCAUUUUUUUCUUCCUUCACUGUUCCUGACCUCUCCCUGAAAUCAAUAUUUCCAUGUCCUAGUGCUGCAUAAUCAAGGAUAAGCAGAAGUGUUCUGUUAGGCUUUCCGCACCUUUGGUGGCCUUCUGAGCCAUUUUAUUGACUAGGCCCCACUGAGAAUUGAAAUGAAAUGUUUGCUUUUGGGGGGUGGGGAGAGAACACAGUCAUCUGAGUAAGGAUGCACUUGAUAUUUGAUCUGAAAAUCUACUUGGGCCCCUUUCCCUGAGUCUUGUGUUUGACUCUACUGACAGAGUUAAUUUCAUUUGUAUUUUUUUAUGGAAAUAUUAAAAAUCACAUGUCUUGAG
Messenger RNA from Vombatus ursinus (common wombat), 3312 nucleotides. It is a transcript of the gene KLHL12, whose product is annotated as kelch like family member 12. The record is from RefSeq and is a predicted model, not a curated record. NCBI's taxonomy places the organism in Eukaryota, Metazoa, Chordata, Mammalia, Diprotodontia, Vombatidae. Gene Ontology annotation, molecular function: protein binding. The coding region runs from base 1 to 1992 and encodes 663 amino acids. The transcript is spliced from 13 exons.